AUCGUGCGUUUCGCAAAAUGUCCGAGUUGUCUGUACGAUAAGCUGCAGCGCGUUAAUUCCGCCGUCGCGAGCAGUACGAUUACACGCGGUCUCGGAUCUCGUCGCGUAAUCACGGAAUUGUGUGUAGCGAGAGAAGAGUUUUGACACCGCGGAAGAGCGACAUUUCGCGUUUUCCAGCUCGACGAAAUUGGAAACGCUCGGUCGAAAAUCGAAAGAUUCCAUCGAUGCUUCCGCGAAAGUCGCGUCGGUGCGGCUUGACAGGCGUGAACGGCCUGUGUUUGUGCAUCCGAUUUCUCGGCAACUCUCGAGAAGAAGCUGAGCAUGGCUUCGGCGAUACUGCAGAAGGCCAUAGAUCUCGUGACAAAGGCUACGGAGGAGGAUCGCAAUAAGAACUACGAGGAGGCCCUCAGGUUAUACGAGCAUGGUGUCGAAUACUUUCUGCACGCAAUCAAAUAUGAGACGCAGGGAGACAAGGUGAAAGAAAGCAUAAGAGCAAAAUGUAUGCAAUAUUUAGAGAGAGCAGAAAAAUUAAAGGAAUACUUGAAGAAGAAUAAGAAGAAGCCAGUUAAGGCUGGAGCAGACAACGCCAAAAAUGAGGAUAAGAAGAGUGACAGUGGUGACAGUGAUACUGACAGUGACCCUGAAAAGAAGAAAUUGCAGAGCAAAUUGGAAGGUGUUAUAAUCAACGAAAACACAAACGUUAGAUGGAGCGACGUGAUUGGUCUUGACGGAGCUAUAGAAGCUUUGAAAGAGGCUGUUAUUCUACCUAUGCACUUUCCUUACCUCUUUACCGGGAGACGCAUACCUUGGAAAGGUAUUUUGUUAUUCGGGCCACCAGGAACCGGUAAAUCAUAUUUGGCGAAAGCGGUGGCGACGGAAGCUAAUCAGGCUACCUUCUUUGCUGCAUCAUCAUCAGAUUUAGUAAGCAAGUGGCUAGGAGAAUCAGAGAAGCUUGUAAAAAAUCUGUUCGAAUUAGCCAGGCAAAAGGAACGUAGCAUUAUAUUUAUCGACGAGAUAGAUUCGCUCUGUUCGUCGCGUUCCGACAACGAGUCAGAAUCCGCAAGGAGGAUAAAAACAGAAUUUCUAGUUCAGAUGCAAGGUGUAGGGAACAAUAACGAGAAUAUCCUUGUGCUGGGAGCCACGAACAUACCUUGGGUUCUGGAUUCUGCGAUUAGACGAAGAUUCGAAAAGAGAAUUUACAUUCCGUUGCCCGAGAAACAGGCGCGUGCCGCUAUGUUCAAGCUCCACCUGGGUAAUACGUCGCAUUGCGUGACGGAGGAAGAUUUUAAGAAAUUGGCGGCUUCUACCGACGGUUACUCGGGAGCUGAUAUAAGCAUCAUUGUACGGGACGCCCUGAUGCAGCCGAUCCGACAGGUGCAAACUGCUACGCACUUCAAGCGCGUUAAAGGACCGUCGCCGAGGGAUCCUUCCGUCAUCGUUGACGAUCUACUCACUCCAUGCUCUCCCGGUGAUCCGGCUGCCAUAGAAAUGAAUUGGAUGGAAGUGGAUGGCGAAAAAUUGUUUGAGCCAUCAGUUACCAUGAAAGAUAUGUUGAAAUCGCUAGCAACAACCCGUCCUACAGUGAACGAAGAAGAUUUGGCGAAGCUAGAGAAAUUUAAGGAAGAUUUUGGUCAAGAAGGUUGAGAGAUUAUCGAUUUCUCUCACAACCAGAGUAAACAGAUUUAUAAUUUAACAAAUAUUUUUAGUUAUACAUGCUUGCCUUAUUCCUCUUACGAUAACACGCUUGAUAAUAUCUGUAUAAAUAUGUUAUAUUUGGAAACGAGCUUUUUUUCCCUCGUCUCCUUAUUUAGAUCUCUUCUCUUUUUUUUUAAGCGCAACAGCGGAUGCAACCUCAAGCUUACCGCUUAUUUACUUAGUGAAAAUGAUAUAUAACUUAUGAAAUAAACCAUAUAUUUUGAGAUAAAAAAUUCUUAGACUUUUAUCAAGCAGUCAGACAAAAGGUAGAUAAUUUUUUAUCGUAAAGUAGGAAAAGUGUUGGUGAUACAUUUACGAGGUAUAUGGCAAACUCUGUGUUUAAUGCAUCACUAUGUAAUCACUAUUGAUAAGUACCUAACAAAUUAAUUGUAAAUCAUAGAUUUUAUAUAGUUACUUCCUAAUAACCUUUGAUCAUAGUUUUAAAACACUCUCGUGUAUACUGUUGGCCGAUUUUCUCGAUUCAAUUGAGCUUGACGUGGAAUCAUUCACGGAGUCGGAAUCGAAUCGCGCGGUCAAUUUUAUGAAAGAAAAAUUGGCUAACUGAAAUCGACGGAGUAACGAGUGUUAUGUAACAUACUACAUACAUAUUACUGAUAUUCAGAAUACUGUUUUCAUGUAAAUUGUUUUUAUUGUUAACUAAAUAAAUAACAAGCUGUAUACUGAUAUA
Molecule: messenger RNA, 2383 nt
Organism: Wasmannia auropunctata (little fire ant)
Lineage: Eukaryota; Metazoa; Arthropoda; Insecta; Hymenoptera; Formicidae
Gene: Vps4
Product: vacuolar protein sorting-associated protein 4B
Exons: 7
Coding region: 322-1644 (440 amino acids)
Biological process (GO): vacuole organization; endosomal transport
Molecular function (GO): ATP hydrolysis activity; ATP binding
Source: RefSeq, a predicted model, not a curated record